Molecule: messenger RNA, 1202 nt
Organism: Nymphaea colorata (pocket water lily)
Lineage: Eukaryota; Viridiplantae; Streptophyta; Magnoliopsida; Nymphaeales; Nymphaeaceae
Product: trans-resveratrol di-O-methyltransferase-like
Exons: 2
Coding region: 52-1149 (365 amino acids)
Biological process (GO): methylation
Molecular function (GO): protein dimerization activity; S-adenosylmethionine-dependent methyltransferase activity; O-methyltransferase activity
Source: RefSeq, a predicted model, not a curated record
GUUCAUCAUUUGUCUGGAUCCUUAAUCUCUUUGGUUAUAGCAGGUGGAGCCAUGGAUCAAAAGAUGAACCUCCAAGAGGGGACGACUAUGGAUGAUCAGAUCACAGCAGAAGCUCACCUCGAGACGAUUUCUCGCUCAUACGUGAGAUCCUACUCACUCAAGGCCGCCAUUGACCUCGGAAUACCGGACAUCAUCCACAGCCAUGGACAGCCGCUCACUGCUUCUCAAUUGGCCGCCAAGAUCCCCAUCAACCCCCCGGCGGACGCCUCAUGCCUCGAUCGCCUGAUGCGCCUGCUGGUGCACGCCGGCGUGUUCGCCGAAGAAACAAAGCAGACCGACGCCGAAGAAGGAGAGGAAGUUUCGCAUUAUGGAUUGACGCCGGUGUCUAGGCUCUUGCUAAGGGACGGCCGGUAUAAUCUGUCAUCACUUGCGGUGUUGAACCUCCAUCCUUUGGUUGUCUCUGCAUGGGACAACUUGGCAGCUUGGUUGCGAUCAGGGGAGUCUCACCCUACGGCCUUUCAGGCUAAGCAUGGGGAGCCACUGUGGGUCAAGGCGAGCCUCGAUCCUACGAUCAACAAGCUGUUCGGUGAGGCCAUGUCUAGUGUGGCCAAACUGUUCAUGGGUUGCAUGCUUGAAAGGUGUGGUGAAGUUUUCGAGGGAGUGAGCUCGCUUGUGGAUGUUGGGGGUGGGAACGGGACGGUGGCCGCGCUCAUAGCCGAGGCCUUUCCUCACAUCAAGUGCAUGGUGCUGGACUUGCCCCAUGUUGUGGCCGCAUCACCGCCGCGGCAGAACGUUGUUGCCAUCGGAGGUGAUAUGUUGGAGUCGGUGCCACCAGCCGAUGCUGUCCUUCUCAAGGCAAUACUGCACGACUGGGAUGACAAAGACUGCGUGAAGAUACUGAGGCAGUGCAGGGAGGCGAUCCCAGAACCAGGAGGAAAGGUGAUCGUCGUGGACGUAGUAAGGAAGAAAUGGCCUCAUCAAGUGUUCAACGAACUGCAACUGCUAGUUGAUCUACAGAUGAUGGUAAUGAACAACGGCAGGGAACGGACUGAAGAGGAAUGGAAGAAGUUGUUUAUCGAUGCCGGCUUCUCCAGCUAUAAGAUAGUUACCAGCGUCGGCGUCCACUCUCUUAUAGAGGUCCGCCCUUAGAUGGUCGUUGUCGUGCACCAACUUGAAUAAACUCUUUUAGUUGUACUGUGUUA